AUGAAUGCCGCCAAUGAUCGCAUCGCUGAACUUAGGACGGCCUGUGCCAACCUACACGUCGAUCAAAUGGUCGCUCAAGAGAAAUCGGAGGUUGUCAUCGUCACCACGAUCGACCGUUUUCACCAUGUCUACUGCAUCCGUGCGAUGGAACUAGGUUGCGAUGUCAUUACCGUGAAACCAAUGACUAUCGACGACGAGAAGCUCCAACUCAUGACUGAUGCUGAAAAAAGGACUGGGAAGCAGAUCCGCGAGGUCAUUGAUUCUGGCCUGAUCGGUGAGAUUGCCACGGUUCAUAUGGACUGGAUUCUGGAUUGUAUCCAUGGGUCCGACUUGAUGCGUCGCUGGCAUCGCGAACAAAGAGAAUAG
Messenger RNA from Penicillium argentinense, 366 nucleotides. RefSeq lists its product as uncharacterized. Gene Ontology annotation, molecular function: nucleotide binding. The coding region runs from base 1 to 366 and encodes 121 amino acids. The transcript is spliced from 2 exons. Lineage: Eukaryota; Fungi; Ascomycota; Eurotiomycetes; Eurotiales; Aspergillaceae. The record is from RefSeq and is a predicted model, not a curated record.